Molecule: messenger RNA, 456 nt
Organism: Cantharellus anzutake
Lineage: Eukaryota; Fungi; Basidiomycota; Agaricomycetes; Cantharellales; Hydnaceae
Exons: 3
Coding region: 1-456 (151 amino acids)
Source: RefSeq, a predicted model, not a curated record
AUGGUCACUUCGUAUGAACGCAGCCUUGUCUAUCUUGGCGCUAUUAGACGCAUCAGAGAAACCAAGGUCGAGAUCGGAGAAAUCCACAAUAGUGUCACUGGAGGAUUAAGGUGGCAUAGCAUCUCCUGUGGUUACAUAUUGCAGGUUGAGCAAGCUCUAGCUUGGCGACCUUCUGUCCUGGGGAACAACUUGCUAGCUGGUGCUUCGGCCCCGACCGAGCCUUGGGGCUAUGGGAACUUCAUCUACGACGUUGACCACCCUAAUCCUAUCUCCCUUCCUAAGGGAUCAAAAGGCAACUGGGCGAAUCCGGAUGAAUCUUUGCUUGUCAAUAUUGUCCCUGGCGCCGGAAGGAGAACAAGGCCGAAAGGCAACGGAACAGUUGGUGUAUCCAACACAGUCAUUAUGUCGGUCGCAACAUCAUGGGGUUUCUUCGUAACUCAAAUGCAGGACCGUUGA